AUGACGACGGAAUCGAAGAGGGAUGAUAACGUAGCAGACGAUGAGGAACUAUCAACGCUGCUGGACAGUGCGCUGUCCGAUUUUGGUCGUUUUCGGAACACCGAUGAGGAGCUGGACUCAAUGAUGGAGGUACUGGAUCAGGAGGCUGUCGAGAAAGCGAUUCAGAAUUUUGAUGAUGCGAUGAGCUCUUUCCAGCACAAACAGCAGCAGCAAGGCGAGCACAACAUUCGUCAGGUUUCUUUCGUUUAGUA
Molecule: messenger RNA, 251 nt
Organism: Gongylonema pulchrum
Lineage: Eukaryota; Metazoa; Nematoda; Chromadorea; Rhabditida; Gongylonematidae
Source: the annotation of a GenBank genome assembly